AUGGUGAGAGUAAGUGUCUUGAAUGAUGCUUUGAAGAGCAUGUACAAUGCCGAGAAGAGGGGCAAACGUCAGGUCAUGAUUCGACCUUCCUCAAAGGUCAUCAUCAAGUUUCUUCUGGUGAUGCAGAAGCAUGGAUACAUUGGCGAGUUUGAGUAUGUUGAUGACCACAGGGCUGGAAAAAUUGUGGUAGAAUUGAAUGGAAGACUCAACAAAUGUGGGGUCAUUAGCCCUCGUUUUGAUGUUGGUGUUAAGGAAAUCGAGCCCUGGACUGCUAGACUGCUUCCAUCCAGACAGUUUGGUUACAUUGUCUUGACAACAUCAGCUGGGAUCAUGGAUCAUGAAGAAGCUCGCAGGAAGAAUGUUGGAGGUAAAGUGCUAGGCUUCUUUUAUUAA
Striga hermonthica is the source of this 393-nucleotide messenger RNA. Lineage: Eukaryota; Viridiplantae; Streptophyta; Magnoliopsida; Lamiales; Orobanchaceae. The record is from the annotation of a GenBank genome assembly.